Molecule: messenger RNA, 1008 nt
Organism: Hirsutella rhossiliensis
Lineage: Eukaryota; Fungi; Ascomycota; Sordariomycetes; Hypocreales; Ophiocordycipitaceae
Product: autophagy-related protein
Exons: 3
Coding region: 1-1008 (335 amino acids)
Biological process (GO): vacuolar transport
Source: RefSeq, a predicted model, not a curated record
AUGCGCUUCUCCCUUGCUGCUGCCCUCGCCGCUGCCGCCGCCUUGGCCAGCGCAGUGGACCAUGCUGCGUCCACGACAACGCCGGUGCCGGCGUGCACCGCCACCUCGUCGACGGGCAGCGGAGCCUUCUUCGACUUGCGGCCGGACACGGCGGCGCGCCACGACAAGGAUCAGCCGCACAAGACGGGCGCUUCCAAGGACUACCAUGCCAAGGGCUACGACUAUGGCAAAAACUUUACCCUCAAUAUAUGCGGCGCCGUCGUCGAGCCCGUGACCGACGUCGUCGGCCUCAACAAGGAUCUCUGGGCCAACGUGAGCGCAUAUUACAUGGCUCACGGAAACAUCUAUUCGAUAGGAUCCGAGUCGAUGGACUUGCGCAGCCGCGGACGAAAGCUGGUCUUGCAAUACCAUGGCGGUUCUCCCUGCGGCGGCAAGUCGACCAAGGAGAGCCGCAGCGCAAUCCACGCACGAGCCUCGACGCCGGCCCCCCACCGUGUCGAGAAGCUGGCCAAGGACGACAAGGACAAGACGGCGCUGAGACGAAAGUCGGCCACCAUCUCCUUCCUCUGCGACCGAGAUCCCGGCAACACCCAGGCGAGCAUCUCCUUUGUCGGCACCGACCCGGACGAAUGCGCCUACUUUUUCGAGGCCCGCUCCGCCCACGCCUGCGCCCACGCGGAGCCCCACAAGCCCGGCAGCGUCGGCCCGGGAAGCGUGUUUGGCAUCAUCCUCCUCAUCGCCGUCCUCGUCUAUGUCCUGGGCGGCGUCUUCUACAACCGCGCCGUGACCAAUGCCCGUGGUUGGCGCCAGCUGCCCAACUACAGCCUCUGGGCCGGCAUCUGGGACUUCAUCAGCGACAUGUUCGUCAUCGUCUGGUCUUGGGGUGCUCGCUGCCUGCCGAGCAGGAGAGGCUACAGCCAUCUCAACUCCAACGCGAGCAGUCGAAAUCGCAACUCGGAUGCCGAGAACCGGCUGAUUGACCAGCUGGACGAGGAGUGGGACGACUAG